UCCUCCUCAGAUCUGCUUUCCUGUCAGAGAGAUGUAGGGUCACAGGAGUGGGGAAACACCUUCCAAGGAGAGAGGGAGAGAGAGAGAGAGAGAGAGAGUUCCUCUUGGAGAGGUGAAUGGUGAGAGAACAGCAAACUUGCUUGGGACAAACUUGGAUAAAUACAUUUCUCCAAACUGAAGUCCUCAGAGGAAACAAAUACAACCCCACACGCUUGUGAACACUGUGCGUCAGAGAGAAAGCAACAGAAGAUUCUGAGUGAAAGAAGAUUUAUCCAUCACUUUGUGGAGCUUUACCAUGGGGUGAGCUCCUGCCAUCAGUGGCUUAAGGAACUUCCUGUUUAUGGCCAGCUGAGCUCCUCUGUAUCCGACUACGCCUCCAAGCAGAUCCUGGCCUCUGAUCUCUAGCCCUGGAGGGCCAGGGGGGGUCCACAGGUAGAAAAUGCGAUACUCCACCCUCUUGGCCCUGCUGGUAGGGGUCAUACUGUACCUGGUGAUGGGAGCGCUUGUCUUCCGCACCCUGGAGGCCCCCAGGGAGAGCGCUGCCUAUGAAGACCUGCUUAAAACCAAGCAAAAGUUCCUCGACAAUAACUCUUGUGUCACCGAGCAGGACUUCCUCGUGCUUGUGAAGGGAGUAGUGACUGCGGUGGACGCAGGUCUGGAUUUGAACCACCUUUCUGCCAACUUCACCAGCCGCUGGGACGUGGCCUCUGCCAUCUUCUUCUGUGGGACCAUCAUUACCACCAUAGGCUUCGGGAACCUGUCUCCUCGAACAUGGUACGGCCAGUUGUUCUGCGUGUGCUACGCCCUGGUAGGGAUCCCUAUGUUUGGCAUCCUGCUGGCUGGAGUGAGUGACCACUUGGGCACCGUGCUGCGGAGAGCUGUGGUCAAGAUCGAGACUCUCUUUCUGAAACGUAUGGUCAGACCGACCACUGUGCGUGUGAUCUCUGCGGUUCUCUCCAUCCUGAUUGGUUGUCUGAUCUUCCUCGCCGUGCCAACAGUCGUCUUUCAGAAAGUGGAGUCCUGGUCCUUUCUGGAGUCACUUUACUUUGUGGUUAUCACGCUCACCACAGUCGGCUUCGGAGACUACGUACCAGGUGGUGGUCGUGAGGAUGACGUGUUCUUCAAGCCUCUGGUGUGGUUGUGGAUAGUGUUUGGUCUCGCCUACUUUGCCUCCAUCCUCACCAUGAUAGGCAACUGGCUGAGGGUGUUGUCUAAAAGGACCCGUGCUGAGAUGGAGGAGUUGAGAGCUCAUGCCACAGACUGGACCCAGAACAUCCAGAACAUGUCCAUGGACUUCCGCAUCCCAAAUCCUCUUGAGUAUGACCCCUUCCUCCUGCAGCGCCGGCGAUGGAAGCGCAGCGAGCGACGCCGCAUCCGUCGAGGAGCCCAUUGCGCUCUGGGAUACUGGGUUCAAGGUGGAUCUGAGAAUGGGCAUCUGCCGAACCGCUGGGCCGGCCUCUCCAGCUCCAUGAGCCAGCUGGAGGCCCGUUCAACUCUGGAGAGAGCGAUGGUGGCUCAGUCCAGGCCACGGGUCAGUGCUCUCGGAGGGGGAACGGUCCCAAGAGCAGGGCAUGGACACCAAGUUGACCCGACUGUGAGUCUACAGGUGGAGGGCAGGUCAUUUCACCUGCUGGCCCGUUCUUUCUCCCUCCCUGUGGCCCACUCCAGCUCAAAGCUAGACUCAGCAGGCCCAGCAAUGCAGGGAGGAUCUCUCUCUGGAUCUGAGUCUUCAUAUGACUCCAGAUCAGACGGCUCCUCAGUUUCCUCAUCCUUUCUGGCACUGCACCAGUUCCAGCCCUGCUAUAACAUCAGCACCACGGAGAGGAAAGGAGCAAGAGGCACAGACAUGGGCACAGCACAAGAGAAAGGCAAACUGAUUCCAGCAGACAAACGUGGAUCUGUACCAAACAGUGACCACAAACAUACAUUUACGCCAGACUUCUGCCCAUGCUCCUCUUCUUCUACCCAACCUUUUCCUUCUCCAGUCCCCCCAAUUAUCCUCCCAUCCCCUCCCCUCAACACUGCCUCCACAGCCAGCUGCCAGCUACUAGAUUUCUUUGGAGAGAACCUGGCGUACAUCGACGAAUCCUCAGACGCUCUGAGUGACCGUGGCCAGUCAGCGGCGAACAUUGAAAGGAGGAAACGGCCUCGAAAACCCAAGAGGAGAAGCAUGAGGAGGCAGCUGCCACACCAGUGGAGCCCCCUACAAGCACGGAAGCCCAACUGUGACAUGCGACCUCCCUCGAACCCACCUACACCUCCUCCAGACUCUUCUCAGCCAGACCUGCCCACAACAGAGAAGCAGACAGACUCAGCUCCUCCACUCUGAUGGCUACUGCAAAAAAAACUGCACACAAUCCCAAACAAGGCUGGUUUACAGCACUCGUACACAACAACCAUAUCAAAAUUUCACUUUACAAGUCAGAUAUUAUUCAGUGCUAUUCAUGCUCAGCAAACUCAGGCCACAAACUGUGCUUUGUUACUUGGCUCUGGAAGAACACAAUAGCUUCUUGCUCUGGACUCUGUUAUUUCUUUAAAUAGAUUGUUUACACCUGCUUUGUUUCACAGACGUGUCAGCAUGAACCCGGCGCUCAUGACUCAACACAUUCUCUAUCAAGUAAAUUAACCAAUAAUUAAUGCGACGCUCGUCUGGGAAAUGUCAGGGUUUACCUGACAAAAUGUUUUUACAUAAAUCCAUAAGUGAGAGACAAAUAGGCCCUGAAGGGAAUUAUAUUUCCUUUUAAAACUGACCACACCUGGUUCACACAAGGAUUUAUUUUGUGGUUUUAAGAGGCAAUGAGUCACACCAUGAUCCAGACGUCAUUACACAUAAUUACAGUAUCUGCUCUGUUGAUCUGGCUCUUAGCCGCUGAGCUCACUUGAUUCUCCACAGAAGCGUUUAUCAGUAAAUGUCAGGUUUUAACUGGCUUUAAAUUCAGUGCAGGGUUUUUUUUUUUCUCCCCCCACUGCUUUCUAGAGCCUGGGUGGGCAAACGUGCUUGAAACUAAACUACUUCCACUUACGUCAACAUCAAAAUGAUUACACUGAUACAAAGUUUAAAGUUAAUCGCACAAAAAAGAAAGAGCAGAGGGAGGAUUUUACCCUACGAGUGCCAUAGAUGUACUAAAUGAUGGCUGUUUAACGCAGACUAAACACAGCAUGUCAAGUCGUACAUGUCUUACCACCACAACUAAUGAAACCUCUCUUGUGCAGUGAUGGUUGUCUUGUUUAUUGUAUUUUUUGACCAUCUAAUCCAAUGUUUCCUAACACUGGUCCUCAGGGAACACUGCCCUGCAUGUUUAAGCAGAGCUUGAUGACGAGCUGACCAUUUAAAUCAGGUGCGUUGGAACAGGGCAACAUCUAAAACAUGCACGGCAGUGUUCCCUGAGGACCAGGGGUUGGGAGGCAGUGAUCUUACCCAUUGGCUGACACUGUAGCGCGAAAGAGGAAGAUAUAAAAAAAUAAGGAUUUGAAAGAUUAAAGAGGGGAAACUGCAUUUUAAAAUGUUUUAUGUGGAGGCUUUGUUAGAUUUCAGGGAUGUAAACGAUGCCUUUUGAUGCCAAUCUGUGAAUGUAAACCAAAAAGUGGUCAACAUUAUAACUCUACAGGACCCCUGUAUGAAUGCACUGUAUACAAUGUACUUUAUCAGUGAGCAUUAUUCACAGGCUGAUGAUGAUAUAGUUACUGAAAACAAAAAAAGCCAAACAUACAUAUCUCUUAAUGGUUCAUUUUGGUUUUUAAUGGUGUGUUUAUUCCUUUUAUGCUCAUGGAAAAAAGAGCAUAGUUAAGUUUUAUCACACAUUUUAUAUGCAGUAUAAACGUGUGACACACUCCUGUUGUGCAGUGGAAGUGAAAUGACUUGAACCCUGAGCGUCCUGGAUGAACUCAGUUUCUGGUGGAUGUGGGAUAAACAGUCACUUCCUGCUAACUCAGAACCAGGAGCUACGACACGAGGCCAUCAUGGCAGCGCGCCGUCCACCAGAGCCAAAAUAAGUAACUCACUGACUCCGCACUCAUUUUCAGGAUCCCACAUAUUUUGUAAUUUGUUGACAGUGGGCAGGAGAAAGAUUGUCACUUGGCUCUACACUGAUGCGCUGACCAUGACCCGCAGUAUUGUGUGACUCCUGACCUGAAGGACAUAUUUCAUCUUUCACUGUUUUCUUUACAUUUUAAAUUCAGUGAGUUUAGACUUAAAGUGUGCCUAUAAAAACUCCAAACAACAAAUAA
This is a messenger RNA of Solea solea (common sole), 4227 nucleotides long. It is a transcript of the gene kcnk4a, whose product is annotated as potassium channel, subfamily K, member 4a. The record is from RefSeq and is a predicted model, not a curated record. Gene Ontology annotation, biological process: stabilization of membrane potential; potassium ion transmembrane transport. Bases 440 to 2329 code for a protein of 629 amino acids. Gene Ontology annotation, molecular function: potassium ion leak channel activity. Lineage: Eukaryota; Metazoa; Chordata; Actinopteri; Pleuronectiformes; Soleidae. The transcript is spliced from 8 exons. Gene Ontology annotation, cellular component: membrane.